This is a messenger RNA of Nycticebus coucang (slow loris), 5623 nucleotides long. It is a transcript of the gene DAG1, whose product is annotated as dystroglycan 1. The record is from RefSeq and is a predicted model, not a curated record. Gene Ontology annotation, cellular component: dystroglycan complex; basement membrane; sarcolemma. Gene Ontology annotation, molecular function: laminin binding; calcium ion binding. The transcript has 3 exons. Bases 563 to 3250 code for a protein of 895 amino acids. Gene Ontology annotation, biological process: nerve development; muscle attachment; axon guidance. NCBI's taxonomy places the organism in Eukaryota, Metazoa, Chordata, Mammalia, Primates, Lorisidae.
GGAGACCCACCUCGUUCAUGGUGGGGGCGUGGUUUCCUUAACGAGGCGUGGCAUUUCGUGCGGGGGCGGGCCGGGCCAAUGAACAGACAGGAGCGGGUGGGCGGGGCCUGCGCGCGAGUGCGGCGCGCUGCAGGGCGGCCGACGCAGGCAAAAGCAAGCUGUGCGCGACGGCUAGUCGGCGCCGCGCAGAGCUGGCCGUAGGAUUGGCUGUGGUACUCGCGUGUCAAGCGGUUGCUAGGCUCCGGACCCGUGCCCCGCCUUCGCGUUCGGCGCCCUCUCACCGCCCGGUACGUGCUCGCGCGGAGGCUGCGGCGCUGCGUUCGCGGUCCUUGGGCUCGGCUGUGGCAGAGGCGGCGGCUUCGCGCCGAGUCCCGGGGGAACGGCGGCGGUGGCGUCCUGGGGCCAGGAGUGGCUAACACCUGCUGCGGCCCGCCCGCCAGCGCUGAGCUCUGAGUGCUCUAGAAUGGAGCAGGUGUGCAGAGGGUGAGGACCCAGCUCUGGGACCAAGUCAUUUGCUUCCUUACUUAGCAAGACUAUCAGCUUGAGCAAACUCGGACCUGGGAUGAGGAUGUCUGUGGCCCUCUUGCUGCUGCUCCCUCUAUGGGGGAGGACCUUAUUCCUUCUGUUCUCCGUGGCUGUGGCUCAGUCUCGCUGGCCCAGUGAACCAUCAGAGGCCAUCAGGGACUGGGAGAACCACCUCGAGGCAUCCAUGCACUCAGUGCUCUCAGACCUCCAUGCGGCUGUUCCCACAGUGGUUGGCAUUCCUGAUGGCACAGCUGUUGUUGGGCGCUCAUUUCGAGUGACCAUUCCAACAGAUUUAAUUGCCUCCAAUGGAGAAGUCAUCAAGGUAUCAGCUGUGGGAAAGGAGGCUUUGCCAUCUUGGCUGUACUGGGAUCUGGAGAGCCAUACCCUGGAGGGCCUCCCCCUUGACACUGAUAAGGGUGUGCAUUACAUCUCAGUAAGUGCUGCACGGCUGGGGGCCAACGGGAGUCAUGUUCCCCAGACUUCCAGUGUGUUUUCCAUUGAGGUUUAUCCUGAAGACCACAGUGAGCCACAGUCUGUGCGGGCAGCCUCACCAGACCCUGGUGAUCUGCUAUCAUCUGCCUGUGUUGCUGAUGAGCCUGUGACUGUCUUGACAGUGAUUUUGGAUGCUGACCUCACCAAGAUGACCCCAAAGCAAAGGAUUGACCUCCUGCACAGGAUGCACAGGUUCUCAGAAGUGGAGCUUCACAACAUGAAGUUGGUGCCUGUAGUGAAUAAUAGACUAUUUGACAUGUCGGCCUUCAUGGCUGGCCCAGGAAAUGCAAAAAAGGUGGUAGAGAAUGGGGCCUUGCUCUCCUGGAAGCUAGGCUGCUCCCUGAACCAGAAUAAUGUGCCUGAUAUUCGUGGUGUGGAGGCCCCUGCCAGGGAGGGUGCUAUGUCUGCCCACCUUGGUUACCCUGUGGUGGGUUGGCACAUUGCCAAUAAGAAACCCUCUCUUCCCAAACGCAUUCGGAGGCAAAUCCAUGCCACACCCACACCUGUCACCGCCAUUGGGCCCCCAACCACAGCUAUCCAGGAGCCACCAUCCAGGAUUGUGCCCACCCCAACAUCUCCAUCCAUUGCUCCUCCUACAGAAACCAUGGCCCCACCAGUCAGGGAUCCUAUUCCUGGGAAGCCCACAGUCACCAUUCGGACUCGAGGUGCCAUUAUUCAGACCCCAACCCUAGGCCCUAUCCAGCCCACUCGGGUGUCAGAAGCUGGCACCACAGUUCCUGGCCAGAUUCGUCCAACCAUGACUAUUCCUGGCUAUGUUGAACCCACUGCAGUUGUUACCCCUCCCACAACUACCACCAAGAAGCCACGAGUAUCCACACCCAAACCAGCAACGCCUUCAACUGACUCUUCAACCACCACAACUCGCAGGCCAACAAAGAAACCACGAACUCCCCGACCAGUACCCCGAGUUACCACCAAAGCUCCCAUCACCAGAUUGGAAACUGCCUCUCCACCUACUCGCAUCCGUACCACCACCAGUGGAGUGCCCCGAGGGGGAGAACCUAAUCAACGCCCAGAGCUCAAGAACCACAUUGAUAGGGUAGAUGCUUGGGUUGGUACCUACUUUGAGGUGAAGAUCCCAUCAGACACUUUCUAUGACAAGGAGGACACCACCACUGACAAACUAAAGCUGACCCUGAAGCUGCGGGAGCAGCAGCUGGUAGAUGAAAAGUCCUGGGUACAGUUCAAUAGCAAUAGCCAGCUCAUGUAUGGCCUGCCUGACAGCAGCCAUGUGGGCAAACAUGAAUAUUUCAUGCAUGCCACAGAUAAGGGGGGUCUAUCAGCUGUGGAUGCCUUCGAGAUACACGUCCAUAGGCGCCCUCAAGGAGAUAAGGCUCCUGCACGGUUCAAGGCUAAAUUUGUGGGUGACCCAGCACCAGUGGUCAGUGACAUCCACAGGAAGAUUGCUUUGGUGAAGAAGCUGGCUUUUGCCUUUGGGGACCGAAAUUGUAGCACUAUCACCUUGCAGAAUAUCACCCGGGGUUCCAUUGUGGUGGAAUGGAUCAACAACACAUUGCCCCUGGAACCCUGCCCCAAGGAGCAGAUCAUGGGAUUGAGCCGGCGGAUUGCUGAAGAUGAUGGGAAACCUCGGCCUGCCUUCUCCAAUGCCUUGGAGCCUGACUUUAAGGCCACGAGCAUUGCUGUGACAGGCUCUGGUAGUUGUCGGCACCUACAGUUUAUCCCUAUGGCACCAGCCAAGAAGGUGCCCUCAGAGGUGCCGCCCACAGAGGUACCAGACAGGGACCCUGAGAAGAGCAGUGAGGAUGAUGUCUACCUGCAUACCGUCAUUCCUGCUGUGGUGGUUGCAGCCAUCUUGCUCAUUGCCGGCAUCAUUGCCAUGAUCUGCUAUCGCAAGAAGCGGAAGGGAAAGCUUACCCUCGAGGACCAGGCCACCUUCAUCAAGAAGGGGGUGCCUAUCAUCUUUGCAGAUGAACUGGAUGACUCUAAGCCCCCACCCUCCUCCAGUAUGCCACUCAUUCUGCAGGAGGAGAAGGCUCCCUUGCCUCCUCCUGAGUAUCCCAACCAGAAUGUGCCCGAGACCACCCCUCUGAACCAGGACACCGUGGGAGAGUAUACACCCCUUAGGGAUGAGGAUCCCAAUGCACCUCCCUACCAGCCACCUCCGCCCUUCACAGCCCCCAUGGAGGGCAAGGGCUCCCGUCCCAAGAACAUGACCCCAUACCGGUCACCCCCUCCUUAUGUCCCUCCUUAACCCAUAAGCGCCUGGGUGGAGGCAGGGGUAGGGCAGGGACCUAGAGACAACAUGGUGUUGUCUUUGGAAACUGGUGGCCUGCAGACCAUUGCCCACCAGGAGCCGACACCUGACCUAGCACACACUUGACACAUGGGGCCUAGACAAGCCCGCCCUCUCUGGUCCUCCCAAACCCCAAAGCAGCUGAAAAGACUUUGGGGACUUUUUUAUUUUUAUUUUUUGCCUAACAGCUUUUUGUUUGUUCAUAGAAAAUUCUUCGCUGCGUUUUUGAUAGCUGGUUCUGAAAGCACUGUUUGACUAGAGGUAGAUAGAGGGAGCGAGGAACCGUGAAUGAACUUGCAGGCAGUGCUGGGCAGCCCCCCAGCUCUCUGCAUUUUGCCUUUAACACUAACUGUACUGUUUUUUCUAUUCACGUGUGUCUAGCUGCAGGAUGUAACAUGGAAAACAGUAGCUAAAGAUUAAAUUCAGAGGACUUUCAGAAGUUAAGGUUAAGUUUUUACAUUUAAUCUGCUGUUUACCUAAACUUGUAUGUAUGAUUUUUGGGUGGGUAUGGGGAAUUGCUUUGCUAAAAAUAAGCUCCCAGGGUGUUUCAAACUUGGAGAAGACCAAGGGACAGUAUUUUUUAUCAAAGGAAUCCUAUUUUUUCACACUAUGUCAACUUGGUUGCUCUGAUAUCCCAGAGCCAGGGCCCUGGUGCUGGGUUAAUUCUUCCACUGUUGCUGGGGGCUUAGAAGCUGGAGGGGCCUCUUGGGCUGUGUACAUCCCCACCUCCACCUCCACCCCAUGUACACUAGUGGCCCACCACCAAGGGGCCUUCAUUUCCAUGGAAAGGGGACUCCAAGAGUCAGCAGUGGCUGUGGCCCCCAACUUAGGUGCUCCAAGGUGGGCCAGCUGCUCAAGGGGAGACUGGGAGGACGAGGGACUCUACCACAUCAAUAUUUUUUUUAAUCCUUCUUCUGUGCCCCCCCCCCCAAAAGGAACACCAUGGUUUUUGAAACACUCAGUGGGGGACGUUUUGGUGAAGAUGCAAUAUUUUUAUGUCAUGUGAUGCUCUUUCCUCACUUGACCUUGGCUGCUUUGUCCCAGUAGUCCACAGCCCCACCCUACCUACCCCGUGCCCUUUUAUCUGGCGCUCCAGUCCCAGGCCUUGGGCCUGAACAACUGGAAAAGGUCUGGUGGCUGGGGAGGAGUGCCAGCAAUAGUUCAUAGUAAAAAUCUGUGGGCUCUCAAAGCUAAUUUUUUACUAAAGUUUUUAUACAGCCUCAAAUUGUUUUAUUAAAAAAAAGAUUAAAAAUGGUGAUGCUUACAGCAGUUUGUACAAGCUUUUAGUGUUGAUUCCAUGGAACUGACGGCUUUGCUCAUUUUGAUUUUUUUUCACCCUUCUUUUCCUAAAAGUUUAAAUUCUGGAAUUACACUGGGGCUUCUUUUGCCUUUUUUAGCAGAACAUCCGUCUGUCCAUCUGCAUCUCUGUCCCAUGACUCAGGGGCAACCACUUUGCUUCCAUUCUUCUCCUUUGAAAGAAACCAUUUUGAGCAUGACUUUCAUUGAUGUCUGAGAGUUAUUUUGGGUACCUUUAAGGGAGGAAUGCCUUUCGCAAUAAUGUAUCCCUUCUCUGAUCGAGGGUAGGUGGGUGGACCUAGGCUCCCUUUGCACACGGAGCAGGUACUUCUAAGCCAUAUCUGUUUUGCAGAGGAUUUGUGUGUGCUGCCUCAGGACGGGAGGUCCGGCAGGAGGAGAGGGGUCUCCUUCCUACUGUUCUCCAGAGGGCAUUACUCCUUGCGCCUUCUUCCACAGGGCCUAGCCCCUCUCUCCUGUCCCAGCCCCCAGCAGGGUACUCUGGAGUAAAUAGUGCCUCUGUGAGGGGAGCCUGUAGAUGAGGGCUCAGUGGACUGCAAGUAACAGGGAUCAUGCUUCUAAGCCUUGGCUCAAGCUGGAGUUUCCCUGAUGCCCCAAAGACAGGAGCACAAGUGGAAUCUGGUGAGAUUAUUUCUGAUGACCUCCAAAUAAACAAUUCCCAACUUUCAAGGUGAGGGCUUUGCAAGGCCUUCCAAACAGCCCUGUUGCCCCUAGCAACCUCACCUCAGGCACUACCACGCAAAAGAUGUGGCUGGCCCAGAAUGGCCAGUUGCCAUAGCAACUGGAGGUGAUGGGGCAAUGAACAGAAUAACAACAGCAACAAUGCCUUUGCAGGCAGUCUCCUGAGCACUGGGCUGGUGAUGGCCAUUGGACUCUGAGAUGGAGAGUCAAUCUCACAUUCAAGUGUUCACCAACCACUGAUGUGUUUUUAUUUCCUUCUAUAUGAUUUUGAGAUGUGUUUUCUGCAUUCUGUAUAGAAGCAUAUCAGACUAAAUAAAAGCAGUGUCUUUAUUACAA